CCCCAUACUGAAUAUGUAUAAAUAUAGACACAUGAAGCCAGUCAGACUCAGAACACAACUGUGCAGCAGAGUCAGGAUGUUGGGAACCUCCGUUAGCUGUGUUACGUUCCUCCUGAUGUUGCACCUGCUCUUUUGCUUGAAUCCCUCUGUGGCGUCCCACCUGCAGCACUGCCAGCCCAUCAACCAGACUGUGUCUGUGGAGAAGGAAGGAUGUCCUACCUGCCUGGUGUUUGAGACAUCCAUCUGCAGUGGACACUGCCUCACCGAGGAGCCUGUCAGGAGACGCCCAUAUAUCUCCCAGCAUGUGUGCACGUACCGAGACGUGCACUACCAGACAGUCCGCCUGCCUGACUGCCCCCUCAAUGUCGACCCCUUUGUCACCUUCCCCGUAGCGCUGAGCUGUGAAUGCAACAUGUGCACCAUGGACACCUCGGACUGCACCAUCGAGAGUCUGAAUCCAGACUUCUGCAUGACCCAAACGGCUUUUGAGCCUGCUUACUACUAAUCAUCUGGAGAUACUAGGAGCCUAAAUUAUGAAAAUGAAAAAUUUAUUUGGGAAUCUCAUUGACUUAUGAAUACAAUUCCAUUACAACACAAUUUAUUUUGUAAAUGUUCAAUGUCUUAUAUCAAUAAAUGUUCUCCAAUUUGA
Osmerus eperlanus (European smelt) is the source of this 649-nucleotide messenger RNA. It is a transcript of the gene lhb, whose product is annotated as luteinizing hormone subunit beta. Gene Ontology annotation, cellular component: cytoplasm; extracellular region. NCBI's taxonomy places the organism in Eukaryota, Metazoa, Chordata, Actinopteri, Osmeriformes, Osmeridae. The coding region runs from base 14 to 505 and encodes 163 amino acids. The record is from RefSeq and is a predicted model, not a curated record. The transcript is spliced from 4 exons. Gene Ontology annotation, molecular function: hormone activity. Gene Ontology annotation, biological process: G protein-coupled receptor signaling pathway.